AUGCAUGGGAUUAUAGACAAAUUCUGGGGGGCGCGGACGCAGAAUACGAAUGACCGACUUUGCAACGGUGAACCGAUCACAAGUCUGCAGCAUGCCGCCUACACAAGAUGCUACAUCAUUCAGCGAAGCUACUUGACACACGAGCUCGGGGUACAAGACAAGGUUCAGAACAGUGGCUUUGUCUACCGGAGCGAUGUUACACAUCAGGAAGUGAUCUCGGGCGUUCAACAGCGGCUCAGCUUGGCCAAAAGCCGGGUGGGCGCAGAGUAUUGUAAGGAGGUAGUCUGCUUCACUGCGCGGCUACUGGUGAUGAUGAACGUGGGCCGAUUCAUGAGCGAGGCACAUCUUCGCAGGAAUGUUCCAUGGGAGUCGAACUCACCCAGGGACUGUGUGGACGACUAUUUUGCCGAGGCUCCCAGGAUGAGCUACGAGGGCGUUAAGCUCCCCAAAUCUUUCAACGCAUGGAGCGUUGAGACUGUUGGGGGCAUCAAAGUCAGGCUGACCGACAACCUCGCUGAUCAUCUGCUUCUGGUAGAAGAUGACACUACCGUGCUUGUUUUUCAUCACGCCUCCGUCCUACCCAUAGGUCUUGCCCAAGAGACACUCAGGACGCUCGCCCUCCUAUUCCCCCAAGCGGAAAUUUCCAGAGCACGAGGUGCCGAGCGAACCAAGACAACGUGGCUCAAGAAGCUGUACGAGAAACACGAGAAGAACAAGUUACUCGUGGACAGAAGACUCACCAGGUGUGGGAAUCUAAACACAAGUGACCGCCAGGUCCAGAAUUUCAAAUUCUGGAGAGACCGGCUGGUGGUUCUAAAGGAAGCUUAUGACGAGGCAACUCCUAGCACUCUUUGUCAGUGGUGGCAUGAUCGUCGUAAUGGGGUGCAGUGGUACACGUUCUGGGUAGCGGUGCUAGUUCUGACUCUCACGAUCUUCUUUGGGCUCAUCCAGUCUAUAGAAGGAGCUCUCCAGGUUUACAAGGCAUAUCAUCCUUCCGCUUGA
Molecule: messenger RNA, 1002 nt
Organism: Diaporthe citri
Lineage: Eukaryota; Fungi; Ascomycota; Sordariomycetes; Diaporthales; Diaporthaceae
Exons: 2
Coding region: 1-1002 (333 amino acids)
Source: RefSeq, a predicted model, not a curated record